Molecule: messenger RNA, 642 nt
Organism: Malania oleifera
Lineage: Eukaryota; Viridiplantae; Streptophyta; Magnoliopsida; Santalales; Ximeniaceae
Exons: 3
Coding region: 1-642 (213 amino acids)
Source: RefSeq, a predicted model, not a curated record
AUGGCACAAUUCUUAUGCGAGUUGAACCGGGAAAUCACUAACAUAGUGGAGCUACAGCACUAUGUGGAGUUAGAGGACAUGUGGUUGAAUGAGUGUGGGGAGGUUAGAGUGAAUAAGCAAAUGCUGAUUGUAUUUUCAAUUGGAAAAUAUUCUGAUGAGAUUCUAUGUGAUGUGGUCCCUAUGCAUGGUAGUCGCAUCGUAUUGGGCAUGUCGUGGCAAUAUGAUCGACAUGUCACUCAUGAUGGGUUCAAGAAUAAGUAUUCCUUUAUAAACGAUGGGAGGAGUGUGACCCUUGUACCAUUGACUCCUAAGCAAAUGUGUGAAGAUCAAGAAGCAUAUUUGAGCGCUAACAAACUCACCUCUUCCUUGCCUAGUACUGUUGUUUCUUUACUGCAUGAAUACAAGGAUGUCUUUCUUGUAGACAUGCCCAAUGGUUUGCCACCGAUUAGAGGAAUUGAACAUCAAAUUGACUUCAUCCCCAGGGCUACGAUUCCCAACUGUAUGGCCUAUAAAAGCAGCCCUGGGGAGACUAAAGAACUUCAAAGACAAGUUGAGGAACUGCUAGCCAAGGGGCAUAUGAGAGAGAGCAUGAGUCUAUGUGCAGUACCUAUGCUAUUGUUACCAAAGAAAGAUGGAUCAUAG